Molecule: messenger RNA, 3986 nt
Organism: Alligator sinensis (Chinese alligator)
Lineage: Eukaryota; Metazoa; Chordata; Crocodylia; Alligatoridae
Gene: ADPRS
Product: ADP-ribosylhydrolase like 2
Exons: 5
Coding region: 1407-2261 (284 amino acids)
Cellular component (GO): nucleus; mitochondrion
Source: RefSeq, a predicted model, not a curated record
UGGAGACUGGCACAAGCCACGUGGGCAGGGGCAGCUGGGAAAUGGAGUCGCCGGCGACCCAGAGGUUCCUCAUUCCUGCCCUAAAGCAUCUACUCCUGCCACUGUCAGAGAGAGGAUGUUGGAGUAGGCCGAGUUGGUCUGACCCAGGUGGCACUUCUUAUGUGGACUUGGGACAGAGAGUCCCGUGAGAGCAUCUCAUUCUUUAUCCUGCACGGUGCCAUGUGACAUGCCUGUACUGCAGCAAGUCUCUGUGUAUGGGAAGGAAAUUCCUUAACUUGAGCCCCUGUCAAUUCCCCUGACACAGUGGGAAUGGCCAGUCUGCUAUUCAUGGAGCACCUCAUGCCAGCGACUUUCCAGUCACAAGGCAGAAGUCUGUCCGGAGAGCUGACCUGUUGUGAGGGGACAAGCACCGUGGUGAAUGUAGAUGCAGCAGUAAGAUGCAGAAAGCAAGGGUGCAGGUUGCCACCUCUGGUGCUGACGUGGGAGAUCAGGGGUUCAUUUCUGUCCCCUUUAGCAGAAUCCUUUUGUGACCGUGGGCAUCCUUUAAUUGUGUCAGGUUUCAUUGGUAAAAGAGGGCUAGUUUUACCUUUCCCCGACCUGUUGCCUGCUUUGUCUGCUCUUUGAGCCUUAGCGUGGGUCUGUAAGUACACAGCAUAGCAGGGCCUCAAUCUGUGUUGGGAUCUUUGUAACACAAAUACUAGUAAUAAGAUCGGAAAAAAAAUAGUUAUCAUCUGAAGGGGCACAGGCAAAAAUCACUCUUCUGUUUCAGAAGCAGUCUUGUUGCAAGAACUAAGCUGAGUAGAACUGAAUGAGAGUUGGGAGAAUAAUUUUUCUGGUUAUUUACUUCUGUGGGUUUGUCAGCUUUUUGAGCAAUGCCGGUUUCACUAUUUCCUACGGUUUGUGAUCGUCCGCAGCGCAACAAGAGACUAGGCAUUCCUUCCUUAGAAAAAAGGAAAAUGAUACUUACUUGACAGAAGGACUGGGCAGGGAAAGUAUGGUCCUGAAACUGCUUUGAAUAGGUUCUUUUGAAAUAAAUAUAUUCCAAAUGGACCAUCAUUCUGUGAUUUGGAUCUCAAACUGAUUGUUUUUUGCACUUACUGACAGUAACGCCUGGCACAUUAUUGCUGAUUGUGUAUCCUUCUAGUGCGUAAGGGAGCAGUUCGGAUUAAAGAGGAUUUAGAGAUAAUUCCAGAAAAUCCUGCAAUAUCAUUUGUGACCAGUGAAAAGUUUUGAGUAAUUGGAAAACAUUUGGUGACAUUUUCAUUCAAACUGCGGAGAGAAUUCCUACCAGUGGGGAAAUGGUACCGAGGUUUGGGAAGAGCAGUAGGUUGUCUUGCAUGUAAGUGUCCAUACCAUAUUUUUUCCAUUCUCUUUCAGAAACUCUCUCUUACACAGAUGAUACAGCUAUGUCUAGGUCUGUGGUACAGUCCCUGCUAGCCAAGCAAGAAUUUGAUGAAGUUGAUAUGGCCAGGAGGUUUGCUGAGGAAUAUAAGAAGGAACCAAACCGGGGCUAUGGAAUGGGGGUUGUCACUGUAUUUAAAAAGCUCCUGAGCCCCAAGUGCAGCGAUGUGUUUGAGCCAGCAAGAGCACAGUUCAAUGGGAAAGGCUCCUAUGGGAAUGGUGGUGCCAUGAGGGUUGCGGGCAUUUCGCUCGUUUAUUCUGACAUUCAGGAUGUGAAAAAGUUUGCGAAGCUCAGUGCUGAGCUGACCCACUCUAAUUCGCUGGGCUAUAACGGAGCCAUCCUGCAGGCUCUGGCAGUGCACCUCGCCCUACAGGGAGAGCUCAGCAGGGAGAGCUUCCUGGAGCAGCUGAUUGGCCACAUGGAGGAUGUGGAAGCGGAUGAUAAGUCUCUGGCUGAUGCACGAGCGUUGGGCUUUGAGGAUUUACCCUUUUCAAGGCGCCUGAAGAAGAUAAAGGAAUUUUUGGAGCUCAGCACAGUUCCAAAGUCAGAUGUAUUGUUUGAAUUAGGCAAUGGGGUUGCUGCUCUGCGGUCUGUCCCCACUGCGAUUUACUCCUUCCUGCGCUCCAUGGGAUCUGACCCAGAUAUCCCUGAUCACUACAACAAUCUGCAGAGGGCCAUUAUCUACUGUAUCUCGCUGGGUGGAGACACAGACACUAUAGCUACUAUGGCUGGAGCCAUUGCAGGGGCUUACUAUGGGGAGGAGCAGGUACCCGCAAGCUGGGAGCAGAGCUGUGAAGCUUUUCAAGAGACAGAGAAGGUGGCAAAUAGCUUAUAUGAGCUCUACUGCCAACAACUCUGAGCCAACACUAUGACAUCUUGUGCCAAAGGUACAGUCAGCAACCUCGCUGGUCAGAUCUACAUCAUCAUCAACCACCAGUCGGCCCUCCACUCUCAGAAUGACCCUUUUGGUCAGGUGCUACAUGGUGAAAAUGAGAGCGGGGUGUUAGAGACAGGACUUAUUUCUCUGUUUCAGUUUGUCUGGCGAGUGUGCACGGGGGAUAAUUUAAAUGGUGAUAUUUAUUUCUCCACCAAAACUCACCAGCAUUGCUUGGUUUCUGGUGAGAUUUCUGCUCUUCACUCUGUCUUGUCCUUCUGCCCUUGUCUCUUUCUAUUUAAACCCUUGUUAAGAUUCCAAGGGGGAGGGGUGCAGAAUACAGAAACUUUCUGGUUUCCUGCCAUUGGCUUCUAAAUGCUGUGGCCUUUCCUUGAAACAUUCACAGUCUAAUUCAUAGCAGCACUUGGGUUGCCCUGUAGCCCUCUUACACUUGUAUUUCACUCGCAGAGGUUGAACAGCUGAAUGGGCAGUGUUGGUGCAUGGGAGCCCAACAGAAAGAUGAAUUACUGGAAAAGCCUGGAAUAUCACUCAGAAAAGUCCCAGCAUUUGGGAAGCGGUACACUGGAUUGCAAAGCCUCCUUAGAGUGAGCUCUGCUGUAGACACAGAAUGAGAACCGAGUGGGAUUAGAGAGGUUGCCUCAUCCAUCUCGCGGCAUUGUAAGCAGUAUCAUUGGCCAGUAUGGGUAGGAUUCCAUAUUACUUGUUCCAGUAGGAGUAAGUCAUGGUUUUUGCCAUUGUUUUCUCUCCUUUGCUGUCUGAAUUACUUACUCUUGAUUCGGGCCCUGACGCUCAUGUUGCUGGAGCUACACUUUUUGCUACCACUGCAUAAUUAACACCCAUUCUGUACAUAAUCCAGUGCAUCUACCAAGGAUGCUAGUACACCUGUGGGAUGAGAUAAUGUAGUUAAAACCUAGUGGUACAUAGGGGUCAGAUCUUGCUCCCCUCAAGGGAAUGGUAAAGAUCUGAAUUUGGUGGGAAUAGGUUUUAACUCUGCUUUAACAGUGUGGAAUCAAUUAUUUAAAAAGAGAUGGAAGGGCAGUUUCAGUGGGGAGUGUACCUCUGUUAAGAAAUGUGCACUCAGAGGCCAUAACGAAAAUAAAGCAGCAUGGUUCUUCAGUUGGAAGCGUACGCACUUCAUCUAGCAGAAUUGGAGCAAGAGGAGAUGAUCUGAGUUUGUAAACAGGCAGAAUCAUGUCGAAAUGGUUUGUGAAAUGUCUGAAGUCGUUAGACCAAACAAAACAGAGAAAUAAAAAACAAACAUCCUGUUUGCAGGAAGCCGUCAUAUGGAAACAUUUAUAAAUCUGAAUGUUCCAAAGUAAUUCUAUAUAUAUGUAUAUUUUUGUAUUGAGACUGGGAAGUGAAUGCAUUGCCAACAUGGGGCUCUUGCCCAGCAUGAUAUCAGCCUACAGUUUUUCUGUGUUUCAGAUUGAUGGUACAUGUGAAAAAUCUGGUUGUAAUAUAUUUGUUCCUCACCUCUCCUGUACUUUGUUUCUUUGAAGUCUUGAGACUUGUGUAUGAAGCGUUGCUGGAUUUUCCUUCUGUAAAUUGGAAUAUUUUGUCCUAUAAAUGUGUGGAAUUACGAGCCUGCUGCUAGCACGGAUUGUAUUGCAAAUUUGCAGAAAAUUUGAAGUGUCAUGAUGUACUUACUUUAAGAUUCUGUUGUUUUCAAUGAAGACAUUUUAAAAAGCA